AUGGUCAUCCGUCUUGGCAGAACCUGCCUCCAGUCGCUUUAUAGCGACCUCGCAUCCUUCCCGCCUCACCAGCGCCCUGUCCGCCGCCUAUCCUAUGAUAGCUGUGAGGAUUUUGCGUGGUGGAGGAACACUCUCGUGUUAUUCAACGGUAUCUAUUUCUUCGAAAAGAGCUGCCCCCUAGUUGCCCUCUAUACAGAUGCGUACGACUCAGGUCUGGACCUCUUCUUCUUCUAUACGCCCUUACGGGACUCUGCUGGGGACUGGAUGUCUGUAGCAUCUUACCUACCUUCUACCUAUACGGCUAUUAUGGCCGCCUCCUCUGCCUACAGCGACGGGGCCUAUAUUAACAUUAAGGAGGUCUCUGUAAUCCUACAGGCCUUCCUCCUAUACAGCCCCUAUUAG
Penicillium waksmanii is the source of this 402-nucleotide messenger RNA. RefSeq lists its product as uncharacterized. The transcript has a single exon. The record is from RefSeq and is a predicted model, not a curated record. NCBI's taxonomy places the organism in Eukaryota, Fungi, Ascomycota, Eurotiomycetes, Eurotiales, Aspergillaceae. The coding region runs from base 1 to 402 and encodes 133 amino acids.